AUGACGGCUCCUCUUUCUCACCAGACCGUCACGGUCAAAGACCCUGCUGCUGUUCGCAAGCGCAGACGUCGUGCUCCAGCUGGUGGCGCUGCAGACGAUUGCUUUGCUUGCUCUAAACGCAACGUCAAGUGCGACCGCCGGCGGCCAUACUGCUCGCAAUGCCUCGAAGUCGGCAACGAAUGCUCCGGCUACAAGACCCAGCUAACCUGGGGUGUUGGCGUCGCCAGCCGUGGCAAGCUUCGUGGUCUGUCUCUACCCAUCGCCAAGGCUCCUCCCGUGGCUCGUGAGCCCAAAAAGGCCCCCGUCGCCCGCGCCCGAUCCAAUUCGGCCAUGACGACACUCUCUACUCACUGGGACGAGCACGACGAGGUUCACCAUGUCAGCCACCGUGGUGCUAUUGACAUUCCCGCCGCACACUCGUCAUAUUCCAACUCCGGAUACGAUUACCUCUCAAUGUCGCACCCGGAACACACCCAUAUGCACACCCAGUCUAUUCCUCACGGCAGCUGGAGCAGCGUUCACUACAACUCCCCUCCUAUUAUGCAAUCGCCCGAUGAGCGAACGACUCCCAAGUUCUCCAAGUGGCCUAUGCCCAUCAUCACCGACGGUCUCUCAUCCUCGGUCGACUCUCUCAGCGAGGUCGACUACCUUUCACCCAUGAGCCAAGGAUACUCUCGCGAUGAUAUGCCGCCCUUUGGACACAGCCCCACCGUUGGCUACGAUGGAUUCCCUAUUCAUCACCAGACAUCUCCCAUCUCCCGCAGCCCACCUCCCACCUUGCUCAUUGACUCGAGCCGCGUGUCCGACUCGUGUGGCCUCGUCUACGGUGGUCCCUCGGACAGCAGCGCCAGCCUCUCGUCGCAGCUCGACCACUUUGAGUCUAUGCGCCAUUCCAAGUCAGCAACGGACUGCGACGGUCUCAGUGUCCCAGAUGUCAACAACGGCAACUGUAACGCCAUGUCUCCGGGCUGGCACACCAGGGUCAAGGAGGAGGAUUUGCAUUCACCGCUGUCCGACUUCAGCCCUAAUCACUGGCCUUCCAUCAGGGAUCAACCCCAGCCUCGCAUCGGCCAGGACGUGACUGCCAAGAUGUCAUUUUUCAUGGACUACUACAAGAUGACUAUGGCCCCCUCCAUGGUGGUCAUUGACACACCUCACAAUCCUUUCAAGAACCAUCUCUUGCAGCUCGCGAGCGGCAGCCAAAGCCUUCAACAUGCCAUCUGUGCCCUAGCGUCCUGCAACCUCCGCAUGAAGCGCAGGCUCAGUCUCGGCCAGGAUACUCGCGAGCUCUAUGAGAAGCUUAUCGCCGAGAAGCGCGCUACCGAAAAUGCCGGAGACGCCCCACCUCAGGAUCCCUCGCAUGCCGAAGAGAUUCAACACCGGAACCUGGCUGUGCAGCUACUCAACCAGCAAUUGAGCGAUCCGGUCAAGUCACGUCACGACUCUGUCCUUGCCACCAUUUUGAUUCUCUGCCACUACCGCAUGGCAGAGUCGGGAAUUGCAAAGUUUCACACGCAAUUUGCGGGCGUCAAGAAGAUUUUGGCCAUGCGGAGUCCACAACAAUUCGGUGGGUCCACUGGCGAUGUCGCAUGGAUGGAGACAUUGUUUAGUUACUUUGACGCUAUUUCGGCCACGAUUAAUGAUCGCGAGGCGCAACUGACGUCUAUUGAUGACGGCUUUGCCGCUGGCGUCAUGCCUGCUGGCGCCGUCAACAUGGUCGGCUGUGACCGCGAGCUAUUCGAGACGAUAGGCAAGCUCGGUAGACUAAACAUGCUCUCCCAGCACAGGCCAGUUCAAAACAUGGCGGGCUCCAUGCAGGCUGCGGGAGAUUCCCCGCUGGCAACCCAUGCCAUGGGUCAUGGCUACAGAAAUAGCAUCAGCAGCGUGCAAAGCCAGACCCAAGGCGCCGAAUUUUACGCCACUCCUUCAAGUCAACGCUUUGAUGGCAACGGCUUCGGCACAUUGCUCGAUGAUGACGAGCUCCUCACAUCGGCCAUGUCAACCUCGACUGCGUUUGAUGAUCGUCGCGCACUUUUCUGGGCAGAGUGGAAGGACGCACGCCAAGCCCUGCAACACUGGCACUUUGACGUCGGCGCCGUGGCCUCGGAGCUCCCUGGCGGCCCGAACCCCAGCCAUCUGCGGGACCUGGAAUCGCUGUCGGAAGCAUUCCGCUACGCAGCCAUGCUCUACACGGAGCGACUGGCAAGCCCGAGUCUACCAUCGAGCCACACCAACUUUCAGAACCUGGUUAGCCAAGUAGUCUACUACGCCACGAGCCUCGAGGCCGGCAGUUCUGCGGAAAAGUUUCUGCUUUGGCCGCUCUUUAUCGCGGGCUCCGAGUGCGUGAACGAGCUGCAGCAAACGAUUGUGCGCUCCAAGUGCAAGGAUAUCAUGAAUCGCUCUGGCUACAUGAACAACCUCGCUGCACUUGAUGUGCUAGAGCGUCUUUGGUCUGGCGAUUUCCGCAACGGCAGCGAGAUGGGCCUUUAUGAUGGACAGGCCAAGAUGGGUGGAGCUCGAGGCCCAUUCAACUGGUCCAAAUGCUUUGGAGGUCCAGGUGUCGGCGUUGAGUGGAUUAUGUUUUGA
Messenger RNA from Beauveria bassiana ARSEF 2860, 2586 nucleotides. RefSeq names its product C6 zinc finger domain protein. Gene Ontology annotation, biological process: regulation of DNA-templated transcription. Gene Ontology annotation, molecular function: DNA-binding transcription factor activity, RNA polymerase II-specific; zinc ion binding. NCBI's taxonomy places the organism in Eukaryota, Fungi, Ascomycota, Sordariomycetes, Hypocreales, Cordycipitaceae. The transcript is spliced from 2 exons. The record is from RefSeq and is a predicted model, not a curated record. The coding region runs from base 1 to 2586 and encodes 861 amino acids.